AUGGUUGCAGCAGAGGUUGAGCGACCAAUGACGGCUGAGGAGCGCGUUCUCACUGCCAACGACCCGCCACCGCGGCCACCGACUCAGCCAGAUCUUUCUCACCGUCAGAGGGCCGCCGUGAACAACCGUGGUAUGGGCGUCGCAGGGACGUUCAGGGGCAAAGCGGAUGGCAAUAAUAAUGCGGCGGUUCCGGUCAAAGUUGUGUUGUCGAAGAGGAAGGGCAUUCAGUCCAGUCCUUCUGACUUUCUUGCUGGCCCAAGGGAGCCUGGUCAUGUGACGCACGGUGUUCGCCGCUACGAGGAGAAGCAUGAAUGUAUGGUUGGGAAGGCUCUCACGGAGGAGUGGAUCCUCGGCCGCAAGGAGGACGACCCUAUCCCACGGCGCAUGGUGAAUCAGCUCGGCCCGAAGGACAACCUUGAGGGUAUGGCUUGCAGUGUCAGAACUGAGGAGGCGAAGCAGCGGCGACAGCGGGCAUUGGGAAUGGCACCGCCGCACAGCCUGGCGGCACCUUACAGUGAAACUGAGGUCCCACCUCCGCUGCAGCAACCAACGCCCGCAGUGGGAAAACGCCGCUUUAAAAUCAAGCCCAACGUGAACCUGUUUCAAGGUGACGCAGGAGCGGGUCAGGACGCGGAUAACAAACAGACCCGCGUACGAGUGCACACGCUCCGAAACAGGUCAAAUGAAUCCUUUGAUGUGCUGAACCUUGGUCAGUACUCUGUGGAAGAUCUUCAUGAGGUGGAGCGCAAGGUACUACUUGGACCUCGUCAAUUUACCCCAGCGUCGCUGCCUCCUCGUCAACGCCCCAUCAUUGCCCGUGUGAGGACACAUGCGAAUCAGACACAUGACAUCUUUGGCACUGGUAAGGGUGUUGAAGACGCUGCUCCAGUGCACCGCAAGAAUGCUGGUGCCAGCGCUCCGAAGCGUUCUGAGGCCGCAGCUAUUUUUGACUAUCCUGAAAAGCAAAAGCCACCGAAGCCGUACCACCCGAGUGGGCUGCUUUCCUAUGAGGAGGCGACCACGCCAAACGAGCGCAAGCCCUCGGUGUCAACUGCAGCUGCGGAAGCCGCCGCAAAAGAGCGAGCCUCUACCAAGCUGUCAAAGAUGACGGUGCAAGGUCAGCUCUUUGACUCCAAGUCGCCCGACAUUGCGCCUCACGGUGGGCGCUGUCGCGGCACGUAUGCACCAAAAACCGGUGGCAACAACAUCUUCUGA
Trypanosoma rangeli is the source of this 1215-nucleotide messenger RNA. RefSeq lists its product as uncharacterized. The coding region runs from base 1 to 1215 and encodes 404 amino acids. Lineage: Eukaryota; Euglenozoa; Kinetoplastea; Trypanosomatida; Trypanosomatidae. The record is from RefSeq and is a predicted model, not a curated record. The transcript has a single exon.